GUUCUCUCUUGGUUUUGAAGAACCUGUGCUUUCAGAUGUUCUUCUCUCAAGUUUAACAUUGGUGAGCUUCAUACUUCAUGUUGUGUUUCUGAUUUCUGCAUUUCAUUCUGUAUGAUUACAAUGUCUUUUACUAUUAGCAGGAAAGCAGAAUGAUGUUUUAUAUACCGAUUGUUAACCGAAGUCUUUUCCUUUCCCUCAAAUGUUCCCUGGUUCUCACCAUGUGUUCUUUUCUCACAUUCUUGCACUGACUGAUAAACCUUAUCAUAAACACUCGUUCUUGCUACUUUGAACUUUGUACCUCAGAACAAACAGUUCUGAUUGGUCUAUGUUUGACCAAUCAGUCAGCUUUGUUUACAAGAAUCAAUCAGAGGGAUCCAACAGAGUGAACCUUGAGAUUUGUCAUUCAUCAGGACAGCUACAUGCAGUCAUCAUGAAAAGAGCAUGGGCUUUGUUCAAAUCCCAUCCAUACAUCUCCAACGUGGUGGGAUACACAACGCUGUUCGCCACAGCAGACCUCAUUCAGCAAAGCAUGAUGGGAAAAGCUCAGGACAAGGUGACAGAAAACGAACUGGAUAGAUUGCGACAAGAUCCAACCAAUAUAUCCAUUGAAGGAUUUACUGUGGCUGGAGAAGCAAAGACAGAUGAUCUGACUUUGUAUAAUUCCAAAAUAAGUGACUCACAAGGCAAUAAAAAAGCUCCAGUACAACAUGUUCCUCAGCUUCACAGCAUCGACUGGGCCCAGACUGCUCGGGUGGCACUGGUUGGGUUCUGUUUCCAUGCCAACUUCAAUUACCAUUGGCUACGAGGACUGGAGAGGAUGCUUCCGGGGGGAGGGGCCAAAAGAGUGUCACUUAAAGUGUUUCUGGACCAGAUAUUUGCAGCUCCUAUGACAAUAAGUGCUUUCUAUAUUGGGCUGAGCACAUUGGAGGGUGCAGAAGAUCCCCUUGAAGACUGGAGAAAUAAAUUCUGGACCUCAUAUAAGACUGGAUUGGUGUACUGGUCAACAAUGCAGGCUGUGAACUUCUCCCUGAUCCCGCCAGUGGCUCGUACUGUUUUUGUUGGAGGAGUCGCUCUUGGCUGGACUGUCUUCUUGUGUCAUUUCAAGCAACAGAAGAGUGACUUCCUGAGCUAGGCUAUACAGCUGCUCGGCAUUGAAUUGAACCACAUCGAAAUAUGCAAUGCAACAUAAUAUGCAUAUAUGCAGCUUUGUACAUAUAAGGGAUGCAUUAAAGCUGGUUGAUGUUUUAAACAACCAAGAUUUGAACAAA
Molecule: messenger RNA, 1268 nt
Organism: Megalobrama amblycephala (Wuchang bream)
Lineage: Eukaryota; Metazoa; Chordata; Actinopteri; Cypriniformes; Xenocyprididae
Exons: 5
Coding region: 326-1132 (268 amino acids)
Cellular component (GO): cytoplasm; membrane
Source: RefSeq, a predicted model, not a curated record